CUGCGCCUGCGUAGGCUGCGGCAAAGCUAGACGCUCUCAGGCUUGCGCUCAUUGCUGGCUAGUGCUAGUGUAAAAAGAUCGCCCUUCUUUCCAGCGCUCACUUUUGAUCCGCCCAGCUCUCGGGUCUCGGAUUUCGGCUUUGUGCCGAGGCGCCAACUCACCUACGGUCCUCUCUCCGACGAAUCGCUGACCUACCAGCUCCCGCUCCUGUCUCCUGGAACCAUGUCUCUGGUAAGCCAGAAUGCGCGCCACGGCAGCGCAGAGACCACUGCAGAUUACAGCGACGGCCGGGGUGAAAUGCAGGCUACUAACGCCUCCGGGCCCCCCACCUCCAUGCUGGUCCCUGAUACCCUCCAGGGCUCUCAGGUUCCUAUGGACCCUCAGGGUGCCAGCGCUUCUCAAGCCAUCCAGGACCCGAAUGACAUCGAGGUCCUCAUCGACGAGCAGUCCCGACGUUUGGGGGCGCUCAGGGUCCACGACCCUCUAGAAGACAGGUCAAUAGCUUUGGUGAAUUUCAUGCGAAUGAAAAGCCAAACCGAGGGGUCUAUCCAGCAGUCAGAGAUGCUGGAGUUUCUCAGAGAAUACUCAGAUCAGUUCCCUGAGAUACUCAGACGAGCCUCAGCUCACCUGGAUCGGGUCUUUGGGUUGAACCUGAGAGUUCUUGAUCCUCAGGCUGAUACUUACAACCUAAUCAGCAAACCGGGUCCCCAGACCACUGAUCGGCUAGCAGAGACUCUGGACGUGCCAAAGGCAGGUCUCCUGGCCCUUGUCCUAGGCCACAUCCUCCUGAAUGGCAACCGGGCAAGAGAGGCUUCCAUUUGGGACCUGUUGCUAAAGGUUGAUGUGUUGGAUGAGCCUCAGAGGAUCAACAAUCUCUUAGGGAACACAAGAAAUCUCCUUACUACUGACUUUGUGCGCAUGCGAUUCUUGGAGUACUGGCCCGUGUAUGGCACUAAUCCCCUCGAAUUUGAGUUCUUGUGGGGCUCUAGGGCCCACAGGGAGAUCACAAAGAUGGAAGCCCUGAAGUUUGUGGCAGAGGCCCAUGAUGAAGAACCCUGGAGCUGGCCAGAAGAAUAUAACAAGGCCCUGGAAGCUGACAAAGCCAAAGAAAGAAGCCAGGCUGCUGGCUUAGAGUUCUGGUCAGAGGACACUAUGAAUGACAAGGCAAAUGAUUUGGUCCAGUUGGCUAUUAAUGUCACUGAGGAGUUGCUCCCUAUACAUCAGGAUGAGCUCUUGGCUCACACUGGCAAAGAAUUUGAGGAUGUGUUCCCAAACAUCCUCAGUCGAGCUACUCUAAUCCUUGAUCUGUUCUAUGGGUUCUCUCUGAUUGAGGUUGAUACCAGUGAGCACAUCUACCUCCUAGUUCAGCAACCAGAAUCAGAAGAAGAGCAAGUAAUGUUAGAGAGCUUGGGGAGACCCACUCAAGAGUAUGUGAUGCCAAUCCUGGGCUUGAUCUUCCUGAUGGGCAACCGUGUUAAAGAGGCCAAUGUCUGGAACUUGCUUCGGAGAUUUAGUGUGGAUGUCGGGAGAAAGCAUGCCAUCACCUGUAAGCUUAUGAGGCAGCGCUACCUGGAGUGCAGGCCACUGUCCUACUCUAAUCCAGUUGAAUAUGAGCUUCUCUGGGGUCCUCGAGCUCACCUUGAAACCACCAAAAUGAAAGCCUUGGAGUACAUGGCCAGGCUCUACAGAAAGCGACCACAGGACUGGCCAGAGCAAUAUAGGGAGGCCAUGGAAGAUGAGGAGGCCAGAGCCAGAUCUGAGGCCACUGCCAUGUUCUUCUUUGGCUCCAUGUGAAGUUUGUAAAAGAUGUAUCACUACAGUUGAGUGGCAUCAGUUAAAAGGGCCUUGAGAAAAUGGGCAUUGGGGCCCCAAAUCAGAAGUUGGGGAGGGUUGGGGUAGGGAGUACACAUUGUGCUUACUAUCUGUGUUCCAGUUAUAAUUGUAUUUCCUUCCUUCUAAUAUACCCUAAAAUUAGGUUCAUGAUCAAUGUUUAUGAAUUGCUCAUUUGCCUUCCCUGUCUUGUUUCAGUAUAAAAGUUCAGACAGCUAUGUAAAAUGUACUGGUAAUGUUUACAUGUUUGUAAUAAUCAGUAAAACUAUCAGGUGUAGAAGUUAAAUAACAAUAAUAACACACACACAAAACACACAAAUCCACAAUACAAAAACACACAGCCUUCCCUUUGUGUCUACUGUUGUGUGAAAAAAGACUGCCAUUUACCUGUAUUUACUUUGUUGUUCCAGAGUGUAGUGAAAAAUAAAAGCAUAAUGAAUUAGAUACCCUGA
Molecule: messenger RNA, 2282 nt
Organism: Ictidomys tridecemlineatus (thirteen-lined ground squirrel)
Lineage: Eukaryota; Metazoa; Chordata; Mammalia; Rodentia; Sciuridae
Gene: Magee2
Product: MAGE family member E2
Biological process (GO): negative regulation of transcription by RNA polymerase II
Cellular component (GO): nucleus
Source: RefSeq, a predicted model, not a curated record